UAUGAUGCGAUUGUGUACCUUUGCCGUCUCAAAGUAAUUGGUAGAGUUGUCUGCUGCCGGUGCGUAGAAAAAUAAAAUAGAUAAAACCAAGGGGGUGGCUGGAGAAACUGUCAGGAAUAUGUUGAUUGUAAUUACGUAGUACGCGAAGUAUGCCGAUGACAGCAGCAUGUGGAAACCUGACCAGCUUCACCAUUUGUGGAUAUCUGUUCUCAGGCGCUGGGCCAUAACAAUCUGCUCUUCUCGUUUUGAAGUCCCUUAUAAAUAGUUGACAAAUGACUUCAUUUGCAAAAACAAUAUUACGUUACUACACACUGCAUUCAGGAAGAUUGGCUAUAACAUUUUGUGGCUGCCAAGCGCAAGACAGAGCAGUAACCAGAAUUGUUAAGCAGAGUUCACUUGUAAACAGAAGAUUUUAUAGUAAUGAAGAGAAAAAGAAGUCGUCACUUACUGUCAAGAGGAAAGAUGAAGUUGGAGCACCAAAAACACUUGAAAAUGUGAAAGAAGCAACAAAAACUGUUUCCUAUAUGGGAAUCAUUCUUGCUGGUUUGGGAUUAACAGGUGUCAUGUUUUAUACAGUGUUCAAGGAAUUAUUUUCUAGUAAAAGCCCAAAUAGUGUUUACUCAAAAACUUUAGAGAGAUGUAUUGAAGAUCCUCGUAUUAUAAAUGCUCUUGGUGAACCAAUUAAGGGUUUCGGCGAACAAACAAGAAGAGGCAGAAGACGACAUGUCAGCCACCUGUUCUACGAACGAGAUGGAAUCAACCACCUAAGAAUGAAAUUUUAUAUUCAAGGCAGCAUGAGACGUGGAACAGUGCACUUAGAAAUGAGAGAGAAUGAUAAGAAGGAGUUUGAAUACAGGUAUUUAUUCGUACAGAUGGAUGAUUUUCCAAGAGAAACAAUAAUUCUUGAAGACAAUAGAUAUGAUGUGCCAUCGCCAGUUGAAAAGCCAUUUGACAAUCUGCUUGUGUAAAGCAGUUAAUUGAUUUCCUUGUGCUGUCAGGAUCUCUUUUGUGUGGGUAUAUUUUAUACAAGAAUGCGUAGAAUGCUUUAUACAAAUAAGGUAAUCAUUGUCGGGAAUAAUUUAACUCAAUUGAUGCAGCAGAUAUAUUUUGAAAGAACAUCUUAUGUCGAUCAUGUAUAAUACUUUGUAAUUAAUAUUUUUCUUUUUUGGAUAUUUUUAACUCUUCUAUACAAUAUAAGAUUGUGGAGACUGAAUUGUGCAAAUAGCACAUAUACAAGUCAUGUACAAAACAAACACAGUACCUUUACAAUAUUGUGAUGUCAAGCUUCAAUGAGUAAUUAAUAUCUUUAGAAUCCUUUUACUGAAAAAGAAAAUUUAUAAUAAAAAUUGAGAACAAUU
Molecule: messenger RNA, 1358 nt
Organism: Schistocerca piceifrons (Central American locust)
Lineage: Eukaryota; Metazoa; Arthropoda; Insecta; Orthoptera; Acrididae
Product: mitochondrial import inner membrane translocase subunit Tim21
Exons: 6
Coding region: 273-968 (231 amino acids)
Biological process (GO): protein import into mitochondrial matrix
Cellular component (GO): TIM23 mitochondrial import inner membrane translocase complex
Source: RefSeq, a predicted model, not a curated record